This is a messenger RNA of Trichoplax adhaerens, 588 nucleotides long. RefSeq lists its product as uncharacterized. Bases 1 to 588 code for a protein of 195 amino acids. Gene Ontology annotation, molecular function: calcium ion binding. NCBI's taxonomy places the organism in Eukaryota, Metazoa, Placozoa, Uniplacotomia, Trichoplacea, Trichoplacidae. The record is from RefSeq and is a predicted model, not a curated record. The transcript is spliced from 8 exons.
AUGGGUUCUAAUUCUUCAUUAAUAUUACGACCGGAAGAAAUUGCUGCUAUCCAAAAAGAAACUCAUUUUUCUCCCAGUCAAAUCCAGCGGUUGCACAGCAGAUUUUCGACUUUGGAUAAGCGCAAUACUGGCAGUUUAACGCGUGAAGAGUUUAUGCGAAUUCCUGAACUUGCUAUCAAUCCGCUCGGUGACCGCAUUAUUGAGUCUUUCUUCUGGGAUUCGACAAAUAAUGGUGCAGAACCAAGUAUUAACUUUAGGCAAUUUAUGAGAACGUUGGCUUUAUUUAGACCUUGUAAACCAAAUGAAAAACCGCAAGCAAUAGAGGAAAUUCGAGAACAAAAAUUAAAAUAUGCAUUCAAGAUGUAUGAUCUCGAUCACGAUGGCAAAAUAUCCAGACAUGAAUUACUCGACAUUCUCCAUAUGAUGGUCGGUACGAACAUAUCUGAUGAGCAGUUGGGUUGCAUCGCUGAUCGUGCAAUCGUUGAAGCUGACACCGAUGAAGAUGGUUGUAUAUCGUUUGAUGAAUUCAAAAAGGCAUUAGAAAAAGUUGACGUCGAACAGAAAAUGAGCAUCCGAUUCCUACAUUAG